Trifolium pratense (red clover) is the source of this 850-nucleotide messenger RNA. Its product is annotated as ubiquitin-conjugating enzyme E2-17 kDa. The transcript is spliced from 5 exons. Bases 184 to 630 code for a protein of 148 amino acids. The record is from RefSeq and is a predicted model, not a curated record. Gene Ontology annotation, cellular component: nucleus. Lineage: Eukaryota; Viridiplantae; Streptophyta; Magnoliopsida; Fabales; Fabaceae. Gene Ontology annotation, biological process: protein polyubiquitination. Gene Ontology annotation, molecular function: ubiquitin conjugating enzyme activity.
GUCACAACGUUCUUCUUACGCUAUCAUUCAAUUCAAUACCAUUUCUUAUCUUUCUCAAUUUUUCUACAUUCUCUCAUUUCCUUUCUUCUUCAACCCUUUCUCUCUCUCUCUCUGAAUCAUUCCUUCUUCUUCUUCUUCUUCUUCUUCUUCUUCUUCUGCGCUUCGGACUCAGUUUCGAUUAUUAUGGCAUCGAAACGCAUCUUGAAGGAGCUCAAGGAUUUGCAGAAAGACCCUCCAACAUCAUGCAGUGCAGGUCCUGUGGCUGAGGACAUGUUCCACUGGCAAGCCACAAUCAUGGGACCGACUGAUAGCCCAUACGCAGGUGGUGUUUUCCUAGUUUCAAUUCAUUUUCCUCCUGACUAUCCAUUCAAGCCACCAAAGGUUGCUUUUAGGACCAAGGUCUUCCACCCAAACAUCAAUAGUAAUGGCAGUAUAUGUCUCGACAUUCUCAAGGAACAGUGGAGCCCAGCACUAACCAUAUCCAAGGUCCUUUUAUCAAUUUGCUCAUUGCUGACGGACCCCAACCCUGAUGAUCCACUUGUGCCUGAAAUUGCACACAUGUACAAGACCGACAGGUCCAAGUACGAAGCCACAGCUCGCAGCUGGACACAGAAGUAUGCCAUGGGAUGAUCAUGUUUGUCCUAGCUGUUCAAUAAAAGCAGUAGUGUCAUAAUUUAUGUAAAAGAGCUACAGAUAUUUUGAAUGAAUUUGAAAUGCUUUCUUUAUUGUUUAGUGGAACUCAAAGCUGGUAAGGGACCCCAGUUAUCAUUUGUGGAUAUUUCAUUGUAAGACACUUUGUGAUUGUGGAAACUGUAAUGUUAUGCAAAUUUUCUUCUGCUUGUUGACCUGA